CGGGACGGACUUCCCAUCUCACCUUUCAGCCUGAAAACAAAAAAAAACAAAAAUUAAUCUGAGUCCUUAUUUGAGGUGCAAUGUUUCCUUUGCCCACCUCCCAACCCUCGUUGGAAUCUGUAUAAUUGAUUUAUUCAUCGUUUCAUAUCUACCUUAGCUUGGGAAAUCAAUUCCCUCUCAUUCUUUCUUGUUCUCUUCCUCAUCGGGUGGCGCCCCGUCCUCCCCCAUUCGAACCUACCUCCGCCCGCCGCAUCCCCGUGGUCUGGUCCGCACCACGAUCUGGUGGAUUGCGGUGUUUUUCGAUUUCUUUUUGCAAUGAGCUUGACAUCGCGCGUGUUUGGCCUGUUCACAACGACAGAGAACUCGGCUUCGAAUUCAGACGCCCCUGCGGCGCCCUCGACCUCACAGUCGCAAGCUGCGACACCCGCCGGCGACCAUGCUUUCCAGACGGCGGGCUCGAUGAGCAGUCGGGUGCAGACUGCACCGGCGUAUAAUGAGGAGGAGGAGCCGCGGCCGCCUUAUCUUCAUGCAAUGCUUGCAGGAGGUACGGGCGGAACUUGUGGAGAUAUGCUCAUGCAUUCGCUCGAUACGGUCAAAACGCGGCAGCAGGGCGAUCCGACGUUCCCGCCGAAAUACCAUUCGAUGACUUCGUCGUAUGCUACGAUCUAUCGACAGGAGGGGCUGAUGCGUGGACUGUAUGGUGGUGUGACGCCUGCGCUGUGGGGGUCGUUCCCCGGGACGGUUAUAUUCUUUGGGAUGUAUGAGUUCACGAAGAGAAAGAUGAUCGAUGCGGGGAUCACGCCGGAUUUGGCGUAUCUGUCUGGAGGCUUCUUUGCCGAUCUGGCUGCCUCUGUGGUGUAUGUGCCGUCCGAGGUCUUGAAGACCCGGUUACAGCUGCAAGGCCGCUUCAACAACCCCCACUUCCCGCAAUCCGGCUACAACUACCGCGGGACGACCGACGCCCUCCGCACGAUCAUCCGGCAAGAAGGCUUCUCGGCGCUCUUCUACGGAUACAAGGCGACCAUCUUCCGCGACCUGCCCUUCUCCGCGCUGCAAUUCGCCUUUUACGAACGGGAACACCGGAUGGCGAUCGACUGGAUGGGCUCGCGGGACAUCGGAUUGGGACUGGAGAUCUUGACAGCGGCAACAGCCGGCGGGAUGGCAGGCGUGAUCACCUGCCCGAUGGACGUGGUCAAGACGCGCGUGCAGACGCAGAAGAACCCCGAAACCACAGCGACAGGCCCCGCCAAACCGGCUUGCGAACCCGCCUCCACCAAGGAAACGCCCCGACAACACCAACACCACUCCACAUCUACUACCUCAUCGAGUUUGCGGGCACACUCACGGUACAUCUCCCACUCGUCGCCGUCGACGUCGGUGCCGCCGCCCGGCACGCCCCGUCUGGACACCUCGUCGUUCUUCACUGGUCUGAAGAUGAUCUACCAGACGGAGGGGGUCGCCGGGUGGUUCCGCGGGGUGGGGCCUCGAGGCGUGUGGACGAGCAUCCAGAGCGGAACGAUGCUGGUCUUGUAUCAGUAUCUGCUGAAGCAGCUGGACAGCUAUCAGAGCGUGGGGGAGACGACCCCUCUAUAGUCCUUCCUUCUUCCCUCAGGUUGACAGGGGUGCGACAUGCAGUGUAGAUAGACGUGGACAGGCGUUCCGGUGGGGUUGUGGCAUGACUUGGUUUUUGUUUGAUUUGGAUCUGGACACGAUCUUUCUCCCUUCCCUUUCUUUCUGUUUUCUUUCAGGGUGUCAUGUUUGAUAGUGAAACCCCUUGUAUACAACGUUUGGGAGAUUUGUACGGCUUACAUAGAUCUUAGACUAGGAUAAUCAUGCCAAUGUAUUAUAUGUUAGACUUAGC
Aspergillus candidus is the source of this 1861-nucleotide messenger RNA. Its product is annotated as putative mitochondrial carrier protein. Gene Ontology annotation, molecular function: magnesium ion transmembrane transporter activity. The transcript has 2 exons. The record is from RefSeq and is a predicted model, not a curated record. Gene Ontology annotation, biological process: magnesium ion export from mitochondrion. The coding region runs from base 316 to 1593 and encodes 425 amino acids. Lineage: Eukaryota; Fungi; Ascomycota; Eurotiomycetes; Eurotiales; Aspergillaceae.